Hevea brasiliensis (rubber tree) is the source of this 2566-nucleotide messenger RNA. Its product is annotated as CRM-domain containing factor CFM9, mitochondrial. Bases 134 to 2236 code for a protein of 700 amino acids. NCBI's taxonomy places the organism in Eukaryota, Viridiplantae, Streptophyta, Magnoliopsida, Malpighiales, Euphorbiaceae. The record is from RefSeq and is a predicted model, not a curated record. Gene Ontology annotation, molecular function: RNA binding. The transcript is spliced from 4 exons.
AGAGAUAAAACCCAGCCCAAAACCUAAAACCCUGAAAAUUCUCAGUUCAAAGAAAUACAAGAGCAAGAAGAACAAUGAAAUAAAGGGAAAGCAGACAGCGAGAGAGAGGGAGAGACAUCUUUUAACAGAGUAAAUGUUUGCUGCGAGGAACUUUAACAGGCACUGCUUUAGGACGCUCUCUUCUCUCUUAUCCAAAUCUUGCAGAAAUGCCGUGUUAGUAAAGGAUGUAGGUCGAAAGCUCGCUUGUAUCAACCUGAUGCAACCAAAUAUUAUUUCUGAAGAUGGGUUUCCUUCAUUUUCCCUAUUGAAUCAUCCCUUCAAUACUGGGGGUUGCCGCGGCAUGUCUACUUCGAAAGGAAGGAGCAUGAGAAGCAGGGUGGAGAGGCGGAUGCAAAAAGAAUCUGGUAAAACAGUUAGAGAGAUUCGGAGAGCAAAAAAAUUGAAGAAGAAAUUGAUGACUGAUGAGGAGAGGCUCAUUUACAACCUUAAGAGAGCUAAGAAGAAAGUUGCAUUGCUCCUACAAAAGCUCAAGAAAUAUGAGUUACCAGAGCUGGCACCCCCUGUACAUGACCCUGAGCUGUUGACACCAGAGCAGCUUCAGGCAUAUAAGAAGAUUGGAUUCAAGAAUAAAAAUUAUGUUCCUGUCGGUGUUCGUGGAGUGUUUGGAGGUGUUGUCCAGAAUAUGCAUCUUCAUUGGAAGUUUCAUGAGACUGUGCAAGUAUGCUGUGACAACUUCCCAAAAGAAAAAAUAAAAGAAAUGGCCACCAUGCUAGCAAGACUGAGUGGAGGCAUUGUAAUAAACAUUCAUAAUGUGAAGACAAUUAUCAUGUUCCGUGGCAGAAAUUAUCGCCAACCAAAAAUUUUGAUACCUAUUAACACACUCACAAAAAGGAAGGCAUUAUUUAAAGCCAGAUUUGAGCAAGCUCUUGAAUCACAGAAGUUAAACAUCAAGAAAAUAGAGCAGCAGCUCCGUCGAAUGGGUAUAAACCCAGAGGAUCCAGUUGCCAUGGCUAGCAUCCAGAGAGUGGCUUCCACAUUCUUCAAUGCUAUUGACAAGAAGGAAGGAAGUCCUUAUGUCUUUCAAGGGGACCAACAGCCAGUAGUGCAUCUGAUUGAUAAUUUGGAACAUCCAGAACCCCUUGCUGAUAGUGACCAGGAGGACUUGGACAAGUUUAUAGCUGAAAUAGAGGAUGCAGCAGAUAGAGAGUGGGCUGCAGAGGAAGCUGCAGAGAAAGAAGAAUUGAGCAAGAUUAGGUAUUGGAAUAAAGAAGAUUUUGGUGGAAGGAUUAGAAGAUCAGAAAUGCAUAGAAAUGAAGUUUCUGAUGGAAGGCGCUGGAAGGGUGUGCAUGAGAAGAAGAGUGCUGAUAGAGAUGAUGAUAGUGACAUGUCUGAGGACAAUGGUCAGUGGGAUUCUGAUGAUGUUGGUGAUGAUCUUGGGAGUGAUGCUGAUGAUUCCAAUGAAGCUCACCGUGUUCACAGUAGAACUAGAGAUUUUCACAGGAAACUCGAUGGGGUUGGUAAAGUCUAUAAUUUUAAGGGUUCCAGAAGAAAUGCAGGGGCUAAAUUUGAAGAAAAAUUAGUUGAAGAAUGUUCUGAAUCGGAGAAUAUGUUAAGUGACCUUGACAAUGCAAUAAUGCACGAAUCAGAUUCUGAGGAAGAACGCGAAUUGAGAGAAUCAAGAGAAGAGGCAAGCCACAGCUUUCAGAGCAAGGGACAUAAAUCAGAAGAUAUGUUGAGUGAUCUUGACAAUGCAAUGUGGGAAUCAAAUUCUGAGCAAGAAGAACAUGACUUUAGAGCAUCAAGCACAGAAGCAAGUCACAAUUUCCAGAGCAGCAGUGAUGAAGAAAAGGAUAUUUAUGUUUAUCCCAUGAUCAGAAAUGAGACUGGGGUGGAUGAUCUUGAGAAUGAUACCAAUGAAAAUGGUGAGGUGCUCAAUGAAUUAAAAGCAUCUAAAAUUCCUGGGAGGAAAUUGGAAAGGAUUAGCUCUUUCAGGACAAAUGCUAAAGAUAAUUCUAUGAGAAAGAUGGCGUGGGAAGAUUCUGGAUCUGAAGAUUCGUUUAACAAUUCAGAAGUUGCUGUGUGGGAAUCAGAUACUGAAGAAGAAGACUUCAGAGCAGGCAAUGAAGGGAAACAUAGUUAUGUGGCCAGAGAUGAAAAUGAGGAUUUUCGCCAGAAGCAGGUAGUGAAUCAUAAAAAGACAUCAAAAGAGGUGGAUGAGAAUUGGGACAGUGAAUAGCUCUGUACUUUGGGGAGUCACAUUUCUUCCAUGUCAAGCCACUCAAGAUGAGUAAAUUAAUCCAUUUUUUUUUUAAUAAUUGAAAGCAGAGUCUAUUUCACUUGAACUUCCCAAUGUCUUGAGAUUUUUGCAUACUUGCAUCUUUUAGGGAAGAAAGCAAUACAGAAGGUGCAGUAGCCUGUGAAAAAAAAAAAAGAAAAGCAAAAAAUGAAGAGCUUCUGAGCAUUCAAUUGUCCCGUUUCUUGUAGCAUCUUUAACAAUUUUGUUACGCUGAAAUCAUUGAAUCCUGUGUUCCCAUCUACAUUGAAGGAUGAAAUGGUUAUUAUUUCA